Molecule: messenger RNA, 3006 nt
Organism: Durio zibethinus
Lineage: Eukaryota; Viridiplantae; Streptophyta; Magnoliopsida; Malvales; Malvaceae
Product: pentatricopeptide repeat-containing protein At4g33990-like
Biological process (GO): RNA modification
Cellular component (GO): intracellular membrane-bounded organelle
Molecular function (GO): protein binding; RNA binding; zinc ion binding
Source: RefSeq, a predicted model, not a curated record
GUGGAUCAUGAUUGCAUUAUAAUUUACAAAAAAAAGAAUGAGGAAUUGGUGAAAGGAUUCUUAGAAAGGAAUUACUGGACCCAGUUUCCAGAUCGCAAUAGCCUGACCCAGAAAAAAAUUUUGAAGCUCAACCUCCACUCACGUAGCCCAAGCCCAAUCCAAACCCUUUCUCUCCAUCUCCGAACGACUUAAACCCUAGUAGGCCAACCUUCCACUCUGGAAAUCAGCACCACCAUUGUUCGGGAUUUACUCUAAAAGUUCCUACGUAUCCUUCAUAAUAACAACUACAUGUAUGUUCAGGUUGGUGCCAACCUACAGAGGUAGGCAUAUAUCAAAAAUCUUGCCAUCACUUCAAGUGCGUUUCACCUUGUUUUCAGCAGCUUCAAAUUCUCUACAAAGUACGUCAGAUGGUUAUGAAGACGGUUGCAAAGCAGUUGAUUUCAAUUGUCUGUUCAAAUCUUGCAAACGGUUGCACCUUGCUAAGCACCUUCACGCUCUUGUUGUGGUUUCAGGGAAAGCUCAAAGCAUUUUUUUCUCUGCCAAGCUUGUUAAUAUUUAUUCUUACCUUGGUGAUGUCUCAUUCUCACGUCGCACUUUCGAUCAUAUCCCCAUCAAAGAUGUCUAUACCUGGAAUUCUAUGGUUUCUGCUUAUGUUCGCAGUGGUCAUUUUCGGGAAGCUGUAGAUUGUUUCUAUCAGUUUUUCUUGACCUCUGAUCUUCGACCUGAUUUCUACACUUUUGCUCCUGUGCUAAAAGCUUGUAAAAUUCCACUUGAUGGAAUGAGGAUACAUUGCUUGGUACUAAAACUGGGCUUUGAGUGGGAUGUCUUUGUUACCGCUUCCUUGGUCCAUAUGUAUACCCGGUUUGGAAUUGUAGGCUCUGCUCGCAAAUUGUUUGAUGAUAUGCCAGUACGAGAUAUGGGUUCUUGGAAUGCAAUGAUUUCUGGAUACUGUCAAAAUGGCAAUGUUGCAGAGGCAUUAGAUGUUCUGAAUGAGAUGAGAUUGGAAGGGGUAAAAAUGGAUCCAGUUACAAUAGUUAGCAUUCUUCCUAUUUGUGCACAAUUAGAUGAUAUAUUAAAUGGAAUGUUGAUUCAUUUAUAUGCUAUAAAACAUGGGUUGGAAUUUGAUUUGUUUGUGUCUAAUGCUUUGAUUAACAUGUAUGCCAAAGUUGGCAAAUUGGAGCAUGCACAGAAGGUUUUUGAUCACAUGGUAAUAAGGGAUGUGGUCUCCUGGAAUUCGAUAAUUGCUGCCUAUGAGCAGAAUGAUGAUCCAAAUGGAGCACUUGGUUUAUUCUACAACAUGCAACUAAUUGGAACUAGUCCUGAUUAUCUGACGCUGGUGAGUUUAUCAUCUAUUGUUGCUCAAUUAAGUGAUUCUCCGAGUUGUAAGUCUGUCCAUGGAUUUGUUAUGAGGAGAGGUUGGAUUCUGAAAGAUGUCAUCUCUGGAAAUUCUGUGGUGGACAUGUACGCUAAAUUGGGAGUUAUGGAUUCUGCACGUGCAGUUUUUGAAGCCCUCCCAGUUAAAGAUGUGGUAUCUUGGAACACUUUGAUCACUGGUUAUGCUCAAAAUGGUUUGGCAAGUGAGGCAAUUGAAGCAUUUGGCAUGAUGCAAGAGUGCAAGGAGAUAACACCAAACCAAGGAACUUGGGUGAGCAUUCUACCUGCUUAUUCUAACGUAGGAGCCUUGAAACAGGGGAUGAGAAUUCAUGGCCAGCUGAUUAAGAAUUCUCUCUAUUUGGAUAUCUUUGUGGGAACCUGCCUCAUUGACAUGUAUGGAAAAUGUGGGAAAUUAGAUGAUGCUAUGUCCUUGUUUUUUGAAGUACCCAAAAUGACUUCUGUCCCAUGGAAUGCCAUAAUAUCUUGUCAUGGAAUUCAUGGGCAUGCUGAGAAAGCUCUGAAGCUAUUUAGAGAAAUGCGAGAAGAGGGGGUGAAGCCAGAUCACAUAACUUUUGUAUCUCUGCUCUCAGCAUGUGGCCAUUCAGGUUUGGUUGAAGAGGGUCAACGGUGCUUUCAUGUGAUGCAAGAAGAGUAUGGGAUUAAGCCUAUUUUGAAGCAUUAUGGCUGUAUGGUAGAUUUAUUUGGUCGAGCUGGGCAUCUAGAAAUGGCAUAUAAUUUUAUAAAAAACAUGCCAGUAAAGCCUGAUGCAUCUGUAUGGGGUGCACUUCUUGGUGCUUGUAGAAUACAUGGAAACAUUGAUUUGGGCGCCUUUGCUUCAAAUCGCUUGUUUGAAGUGGAUUCCGAGAAUGUUGGGUACUACGUUUUGUUGUCAAACAUCUAUGCAAAUAUUGGGAAAUGGGAGGGAGUGGAUAAAGUACGAGCGGUGGCUAGAGAUAGGGGAUUGAGGAAGACUCCUGGAUGGAGCUCAAUCGAGGUGAAUAACAAGGUUGAUGUCUUUUAUACUGGAAAUCAAAGCCAUCCAAAAUGUGAGGAGAUAUACAAGGAGUUGAGGUGUUUGACUGAUAAAAUGAAAAGCCUAGGUUAUGUUCCAGACUACAGUUUUGUGUUGCAGGAUGUUGAGGAGGAUGAGAAGGAGCAUAUCCUUAUGAGUCAUAGUGAGAGAUUGGCAAUUGCAUUCGGAAUUAUUAAAACUCCUCCUAAAAGUCCUAUCCGAAUAUUCAAGAACCUGAGAGUUUGUGGUGAUUGCCACAAUGCAACCAAAUUCAUAUCAAAAAUUACAGAGAGAGAGAUUAUCGUGAGGGAUUCAAACCGUUUUCAUCACUUCAAAGAUGGGGUUUGCUCUUGUGGGGACUAUUGGUGACAUGAGUAAACAAUCGAGGAAACAACCUUGGAUUGCAAGAAGAAUCGAGUACACUUUAUAUGCUGAGCAGUUGAGAUGGAGCUUGGAUUGAUUAUCAGAAAAGUCUGAGUUGGACCACAACUACAUCAUCAGACAAGGCCAAAGGAAAAUGAAUGCUUUUAACCAUAAUGUACCAGGGAAGGUUGUUUUCUUGCAAACUGAUUUGGUGACCACAUUUUUUCUCUUAAUAAUAAAGUUCAUAAUUUUUGCCA